AUGCAAUUCUCUGGAGACUAUGAGUAUGGCUGGUGGAAUGAGAACCCGAUCACGAUUCCGAACCUAAGCACGCUUCUGAUCGCAAACCUGAAGACCGAGAAAGACGUUUCUGGCAAAUUGCCGAAAAGACUCAGUGGCUUCAAGAAGCGCUUUGAGCCUCCCGCUGAAGUGCACUUAUAUCAUGCCCCAUCAACAUGGAAGCAGAUGUUCUUCCAGGUCCCCUUCCUUUGGGACCUUGAUAUCAAAGAGAUUCACGAUAAGACUAGUGUAGGAGACUUGGGCGCCCAAAACUGGGAUUGGGAGAAGAUUACAAGACAGGUCGUGGCCCCACCAGAAGUAACACCGCGAUACUUAAUUGGCGGUGGCUGUAGCUACGAAAAUGUUGGCCUCGGUGUCCCCGGUGGCUUCACCAAUCGACGUCGAAUCUGGCAGAUACUUGAGGAAAUGUAUCCUAACGAUGUACGUCACUAG
Molecule: messenger RNA, 471 nt
Organism: Fusarium verticillioides 7600
Lineage: Eukaryota; Fungi; Ascomycota; Sordariomycetes; Hypocreales; Nectriaceae
Exons: 3
Coding region: 1-471 (156 amino acids)
Source: RefSeq, a predicted model, not a curated record